Molecule: messenger RNA, 531 nt
Organism: Lactuca virosa
Lineage: Eukaryota; Viridiplantae; Streptophyta; Magnoliopsida; Asterales; Asteraceae
Source: the annotation of a GenBank genome assembly
AUGACACCAGACGCCGGCGCUACCAACACCUACAGCACCACCGCCGAAAUCCGCCACGCAAUCCGUCCAUGGUUCGACGACUUCCUCACCUCCUUCACCCUCCCUCUCUCCUUCCCAGAACUCUCCCUCCGAUUCCAGAAAAACCUCUACACCUUCCGCGGCAACUACGCCAUCAUCUCCCUACUCAUCUUCAUCUUAACCCUAAUUCUCCGCCCAAUCGCCGCAAUCGUGUUCUUGUUCAUCAUCGUCGGUUGGAUCUACCUGUUCUUCGCCAGAGACGAACCGUUAAUCGUUUUCGAUUUCGAAUUCGGCGAUCGUUUGGUUCUGAUUUCGUUGAUCGUGAUUACGAUCGUGGCCGUUGCUGUUGCCGGAGUUUGGUGGAACAUAUUUCUCUCGAUUGUGAUCGCGGGUCUUCUGGUGAGCUUACACGCGAUAUUGAGGACUCCUGAUGAUACUGAAUCGCCUUACGGAGCUUUGCUUUCGGGUGUUGAUGAAGAUGGUGCUUCACGAGGAGCUUACAUGCAGGUUUGA